Entrophospora candida is the source of this 1701-nucleotide messenger RNA. The record is from the annotation of a GenBank genome assembly. NCBI's taxonomy places the organism in Eukaryota, Fungi, Glomeromycota, Glomeromycetes, Entrophosporales, Entrophosporaceae.
AUGACCACUGUGACGUCUUCGCCAAACGGUACCGGUAAAUUGUGGUAUUGCACAAACGAGCGUCUUCGUCGUGAGUUCUUCCACACAGGUGCCUCCAUACCACCCAUUCAACCACAUCCCGAAGAAACUGAAAAUUCACAAGGAUCAAUUAAAAACGAUAGUGUUAUAUCAACACAAAAAAAGUUACAAAUUGAUUUCCAAGAUAGUCAAAUUGAUGAUCAAAUGAAUGGUGUUGUAAAUAGCAAUGUGCAAAAUGAUAUGGAUGAGGAAAAUGAUACUGAAGUAAAGCAAGACGAAGAAGAAAAAAAUCAAGAAAUAAAGAUUAUAAAUAAGCAAAAAUUUGAAUCUCGUAAUAGAUCUCAUUUAAAAAAUUUUGAAAAACUCAAAGCUGACAACGAAGAUGAGGAUGAAAAGGAGGAAUUAGAUAAUGAGGAGGAGCAAGAAGGCGCGGAAGAAAAAGAAUAUGUAAAUAAACCACAACCUAGAUUUCAAUUACCUAAAAUUACAAGAACCUUAAGAACAAAAAGAGUCAUUAUUCAACCUAGCAAACCUUCUAGAAAAUCAUUGCGUCAUUCAAAAGAAACAUUGAAUAGUAAUGAAUCAUUGGUACAAGAUUUUAAAGGAAGAGAUGUCGUUUUUGUUGAUCCUUUGGAUAAAAAUGCCGGCUUUUGGUGGCCUGCGAUGAUUGUUCCAAAUGACGAACUUGACGAGAGCAUGGAUUUUGAUUGUGAUAUUGAUCAUUUGUUACUAGAAGGAAAUUUUCUUGUAAAAUAUUUCGAGGAUAUGACAUAUUCUGUAGUAGAGCAUAAAGGAUUAAAGCAUUUCAUGUUGGGCGAUGAGCCUUACUUGACUUUUGUAAAAAAAAAAGGAUUUCUUGAUCAUAUUGGAGUUAAGAGAGCUCUCAAAUGCAUAAAAAAUAAUGGCGAGCCAUCUAAAAGUUUUCAAUGGGAUUAUUGGAAAAAUCCACUUGGAAAAACGAAAGAUAACAAACGGUCGGUAACUAACCGCAGAAUUAUUGCUACUACUACAAGUAAUAGGGCGAUAAGUAGGUCAUUUGCAGCAUCUAAACCAAAUAAUAAAAAAUAUAAAAAUAAAGACAGCAUACAAACCAAAAGGUUUUCCGAUAUCACGCCCCCAUCAUCAAUUCGACAAAUUAAAAACAAAUCAAAUUGUAAUAACAAUGAUCACAAUCGUCACUCAUCCAAAUCAGCUAAUACGCACCAACUUAACAAAUCUUAUAAUCGUAAAUCUAUGAAACGAAAUCAUAGUAGCAUUUCACUUAAAUCUGAAUUUGAAAAUGUUACCAAGAUUACUACUCAUCAUAAUUCCGCCUAUUCCAUCGCGCCAAAAUCUCGUAAGCUGCGACACACUUCAGAAAUUGAUUUGAUGGAUGAAGAUUCCAAAACUGAAACGUAUUCAGAUGUUACAAUUGAAGAAGAACAUAAUAAUUAUUCAACGGAUGCAUUUAAAAUAGAAAUUCCACUAAUUCCACAAAUAUCAAUCGAAAAUUUGAGUGAAGAAGCGCGAACGAAUCUUUCCAGAUUCAAUUUUAAAGACCCUGAUCUUGAUAAAAAAGCCAAAGAGAAGCUUUAUGAGGAAGCAGAGGAAAAAUUAAGGUCAUUAUGUAAAGAGUAUCGUACAGCUAUGAAGGAUUUAAAAAAAAUGGAAAAGGAUUUAUUCAUGAGAAAAGGAAAACGGUAG